Messenger RNA from Rattus norvegicus (Norway rat), 4477 nucleotides. RefSeq names its product serrate, RNA effector molecule (gene Srrt). NCBI's taxonomy places the organism in Eukaryota, Metazoa, Chordata, Mammalia, Rodentia, Muridae. Gene Ontology annotation, molecular function: nucleic acid binding; protein-macromolecule adaptor activity; mRNA cap binding complex binding. The record is from RefSeq and is a predicted model, not a curated record. Gene Ontology annotation, biological process: primary miRNA processing. Gene Ontology annotation, cellular component: nucleus; protein-containing complex; nucleoplasm.
GGUACAUGUAGCCACAAUGCUGUGACGUAGGCCAAAGCCAGAAGAUAGUUUUAUAAAGGACAAAUUGUAAAAUAUCCCAGGCUACCCUUGGAUUUGAAAUAGAGCUGAGAUGGCCGAGGUUGUUCUUGAACUCUGGAUCUCCCUGCCUUCAUUUCUCCAGUGCUGGGAUUGCUGGAGUGUGACACUGCUUCUGGCUACAUUUUUUUGUGGGGGAUGGGCCAGAGACUCAAACAUGCGUGCUCCACCAUGUUUCCCUCUUCUUGAAUUAUGUGUGUAUGAACUGACUGUGGUGGCGCAGGCCUUUAAUGCCAGCACCCAGGAGGCAGAGACAGGCAGAUCUCUGAGUUUGAGGCUAGCCUGGUCUACAGAGGGAGUUCCACAGAGAGACAGCCAGCUGGGGCUACACAGAGAAACCCUGUCUUGGAAAAGUUAGGAAUAUAGGUAUCUGUGUAUGGAUGUGUGGGUGUAUGCACAUUUGAGUUCGGUGCCCUAGUAAUCCAGAAGAGGUCAUCAGAUCCCUAGUGACUGGAGUUAGCAGCCUGUGAGCUGCCAGACAUGGGAGCUGGGAAUCCAGCUCUGGUCCUCUGCAAGAGCAGGAAGUGCUUAACCACUGAGCCAUAUUCCCAGCCCCAUUUGGGAAAAGUUUUUGAGACAGGGUUGCAGUGAGUUGCCAAGGCUGGCUUGGAACUCGUCCUGCAGCCCUUGAAUUUGAUUCUGUGUUUACUUACCGAGCAGCUUGGGUUAUAGGCUUGUGCCAACAUAAAUGUCUAUACUAAGUUUCUAAAAUGUCCCCUUGUAAAGACACCUUAAUAGAUGCUGGGAUUUUUUUCUUUCUUUCUUUCUUUUCUGGGAGCAAGACUGUGGCACGCUCCCUUGUUUAGCUCAGUAUUCUAUUCAUGGAGAAGGGCUUAGUGUUAUCUUCGGGAAUUGGGAAUUUCAACUGGGAACCAGUGGAUACUGGUGGUUGAUUCCAGGCUGCAACGUAAAGACUCCCAUCAGAGAAUUGGGCGUUAAGAUUGAGAUUUACACGUUUUGCAUGAGUAUCAGGCUCCUCUGUCCAGAAAAGCAGGAAGAACGCGUUUUAUAGGUAGACAGCCUAGAUUUCUGCAGAAGAAAAUGGUGGGAGGAGAUCCCUUUAAAAUGGUUGCUUCUAUGCAUUUUGCCCUAGACAUCCAUCGUCUCCAAACCCAUCGACAGCGUGAGGAGGGGGCAAAUCCGCUCUUGAGGAGGUCAAGAGGUGCCCUACCCCAGGGAUCCUGCAGAGCAACCUCUGAAUGCAAACUAGCUCCUACCGAGGAAGCAUGUGGGGAGCAAAACUUAACCUCUCCGCUCUCCUCACUUUCAAACAGGAAAGAGCACGUCCUGAAGGCCUGGCUUGGCCCAGGUCAGCUUCCGUAGCUCCUAGUGCUGGGCGAGUGUGUCGCAAAACCGCGCGAGACUUCCGCGUCUCCACCCUUUUCCCGUCAUUCCUUUAAUCGCUCUUAGUUUUAGUUUGGUCGGGGGUCUUGUUUGUAGUUGGAGGCCGAGCUCCGUGGGUGACGUAAGCUGCGCGCGCGACUCCUCUAACCCUCCGCGGUCCCGCUCUCAUCUUUCCAUUCGCCUCUGGGCUAAGAAUCCCUGCGUCUCCUUCAAACCCUCUUUGCGGUCCAUUGUCGCGCGUUCCGGUCCGCCCGGAAAACAAGCCCGCCGGCGCGCGCUUCCAACGGCCCCGACCGCUGCCAGGCCUCCUCUGACAGCACCAUGGGUGACAGUGAUGAUGAAUACGAUCGAAGACGCAGGGACAAAUUUCGAAGGGAGCGCAGUGACUAUGACCGUUCCCGGGAAAGAGAUGAAAGACGGCGAGGGGACGAUUGGAAUGACCGAGAGUGGGACCGUGGUCGUGAGCGCCGCAGUCGGGGUGAAUAUCGAGACUAUGAUAGGAACCGAAGGGAGCGCUUCUCUCCCCCUCGACACGAACUUAGUCCCCCACAGAAGCGCAUGCGGAGAGACUGGGAUGAGCACAGCUCUGACCCAUACCACAGUGGCUAUGACAUGCCUUAUGCUGGGGGGGGUGGGGGACCAACUUACGGCCCCCCUCAGCCCUGGGGCCACCCAGACGUCCACAUCAUGCAGCACCAUGUCCUGCCUAUCCAGGCCAGGCUGGGCAGCAUUGCUGAGAUUGACUUGGGUGUGCCGCCACCUAUAAUGAAGUCCUUCAAGGAAUUCCUCCUGUCUCUGGAUGACUCUGUGGAUGAGACCGAGGCAGUCAAACGCUACAAUGACUACAAGCUGGACUUCCGGAGGCAGCAGAUGCAGGAUUUUUUCCUGGCUCAUAAAGAUGAGGAGUGGUUCCGAUCGAAGUACCACCCCGAUGAGGUGGGGAAGCGGCGGCAGGAGGCCCGGGGGGCCCUGCAGAACCGACUGAAGGUGUUCCUGUCCCUCAUGGAGACUGGCUGGUUUGAUAACCUUCUCUUGGACAUAGACAAAGCUGACGCUAUCGUCAAGAUGCUAGAUGCAGCUGUCAUUAAGAUGGAAGGUGGCACAGAGCACGAUCUCCGCAUUUUGGAGCAGGAAGAGGAGGAGGAACAGGCAGGCAAGACUGGGGAGACCAGCAAGAAAGAGGAGGGCCGAGCUGGACCAGCCCCGGGGGAUGGAGAGCGCAAGGUCAACGAUAAGGAUGAGAAGAAAGAAGAUGGAAAACAGGCUGAAAAUGACAGUUCCAACGAUGACAAAACUAAGAAACCUGAGGGUGAUGGGGACAAGGAGGAGAAGAAAGAAGAGGCUGAGAAGGAAGCCAAAAAGAGCAAGAAGCGGAACAGGAAGCACAGUGGUGAUGACAGCUUCGAUGAGGGCAGUGUAUCCGAGUCUGAGUCUGAGUCUGAGAGUGGCCAGGCUGAGGAGGAGAAAGAGGAGGCUGAAGAGGCACUUAAAGAAAAGGAGAAGCCCAAAGAAGAGGAGCGGGAGAAGCCUAAGGAUACUGCAGGGCUGGAGUGUAAGCCCCGGCCCUUGCAUAAGACUUGCUCUCUCUUCAUGCGCAACAUUGCGCCCAACAUCUCAAGGGCAGAGAUCAUUUCUCUUUGUAAAAGAUACCCAGGCUUUAUGCGAGUGGCACUGUCAGAGCCCCAGCCAGAGAGGAGGUUUUUCCGCCGUGGCUGGGUGACUUUUGACCGCAGUGUUAACAUUAAGGAGAUAUGUUGGAACCUGCAGAACAUACGACUCCGGGAGUGUGAACUGAGUCCCGGUGUGAACAGAGACCUGACUCGUCGUGUCCGCAACAUCAAUGGCAUUACACAGCACAAGCAGAUAGUGCGAAAUGACAUCAAGUUGGCAGCCAAGCUGAUCCACACACUGGAUGACAGGACUCAGCUCUGGGCCUCUGAGCCUGGGACGCCUCCUGCGCCCACAAGCCUGCCCUCUCAAAACCCCAUCCUGAAGAACAUCACCGACUAUCUGAUUGAGGAAGUGAGCGCUGAGGAGGAGGAGCUCCUGGGGAGCAGUGGAGGACCCCCGCCCGAGGAGCCUCCCAAGGAAGGCAACCCUGCAGAGAUCAAUGUGGAGAGGGAUGAGAAGCUGAUCAAGGUCUUGGAUAAACUUCUUCUCUACUUGCGUAUUGUGCACUCUCUGGAUUAUUAUAACACCUGUGAGUACCCUAAUGAGGACGAGAUGCCAAACCGCUGUGGCAUAAUCCACGUUCGGGGGCCCAUGCCUCCCAACCGAGUCAGCCACGGAGAAGUGCUGGAGUGGCAGAAGACUUUCGAGGAGAAGCUGACCCCGCUGCUGAGUGUGCGCGAAUCCCUUUCUGAGGAAGAGGCCCAGAAGAUGGGCCGGAAAGACCCAGAGCAGGAAGUGGAGAAGUUUGUCACCUCCAAUACACAGGAACUGGGCAAGGAUAAGUGGCUAUGUCCUCUCAGUGGCAAGAAAUUCAAGGGUCCAGAGUUUGUGCGCAAACAUAUCUUCAAUAAGCACGCUGAGAAGAUCGAGGAGGUGAAGAAGGAGGUGGCGUUCUUCAACAACUUCCUCACAGAUGCCAAGCGCCCAGCUUUGCCUGAGAUCAAGCCAGCUCAGCCACCUGGCCCUGCCCAGAGCCUGACCCCAGGACUUCCCUAUCCACAUCAGACACCACAGGGCUUGAUGCCCUAUGGUCAGCCCCGGCCUCCCAUCUUGGGCUAUGGAGCUGGUGCUGUCCGCCCUGCAGUCCCAACAGGAGGGCCUCCAUACCCCCAUGCUCCAUAUGGUGCCGGCCGUGGGAACUAUGAUGCUUUUCGAGGCCAAGGUUAUCCUGGGAAACCUCGGAACAGGAUGGUUCGAGGAGACCCAAGGGCUAUAGUGGAGUAUCGCGACCUGGAUGCCCCGGAUGACGUUGAUUUCUUUUGAACCAGCCACGUCCCCUCAUUCUGCAUCGCUGCAUCUGUACCUGUGACCUCUUUAUCCUAUCAGCUGAGAAUUUUUUUGUACGUUAUUUUACCUGCUAGUAAACAACUUGAGUACUGUGUGUUAA